This is a messenger RNA of Cricetulus griseus (Chinese hamster), 1883 nucleotides long. Lineage: Eukaryota; Metazoa; Chordata; Mammalia; Rodentia; Cricetidae. The record is from RefSeq and is a predicted model, not a curated record.
AUGCAGCGCAGACCUGCAGGUCUGAGGAACCGUGCGGGGCGACCGGGUGGGUCCGAAGGGAGUGGGAAGAAGCUGUCUUGGACCUGCUGUGCUGACCUAGGCUUGGAAGAGAAACUGCUCUCCUUCAGGGAUGUGGCCAUUGAGUUCUCUCCAGAAGAGAAGAAAUGCCUGGAGCCUGCUCAGUGGAGUCUGUACAGGGAUGUGAUGUUGGAGAAUUAUGGCAAUCUUGUGCUCCUAGGAAUAAACCCCUAUACAAGUAAAGAAUAUGGCAAGGCCUUUGAUGCGAAAUACUCCUUAAUUUUCUCUGGAGAGAAAUCCUGCAAGUGUGAAGAAUGUGAUAAGGACUUUAGUUGCAACUCAACACUUUAUACAUACUUGAAAAUUCAUACUGGAGAAAAAGCCCAGAAGUAUAAAGAAUAUAACAAAGCAUAUUUGUACCCGUCAUUGCUUAAGGAAUAUCAAAUGAUUUGUUCUGGAGAGAAAUUCUACUUGUGUGAAAAAUGUGGCAAAGUAUUCCAUUCUGAAGAGAACCUCUACAAAUGUAAGGACUGUGGCAAAGCAUUUUCCUGUCAUUUGUUGCUUAAGCGACAUCAAAUAAUUCAUUCUGGAGAGAAACCCUACAAGUGUGAAGAAUGUGGCAAAGCCCUUUACCUUCCUUCAUUACUUACGCAGCAUCAAAAUAUCCAUUCCAGAAAUAAACCCUACAUGUGUAAAGAAUGUGUCAAAGUAUUUUUUUAUACUUCGUUGCUUAAGCAACAUCAAAGAAUUCAUCCCAGAGAGAAACCCUACAAGUGUGAAGAAUGUGGCAAAGCCUUUUUCUCUUCUUCAUUGCUUAGAGAAAACUGAAGCAUUCAUUCCAGAAAGAAACACUGCAAGUGUGAAGAAUGUGGCAAAGCAUUUUAUUACUCUUCAUUGCUUAAUCAACAUAAAGUAAUUAAUACCGGAGAGAAACCCUACAAGUGUGAGAAAUGCCUCAAAGCUUUCCGUAGAUCAACAGGUCUUCAACAUCACCAACAAAUUCACACUGGACAGAAAUCACACAGGUGUGAAGAGUAUGGCAAGGCAUUUGCCCAUCCUUCAUACCUUAAAAGUCAUCAAAGGAUUCAUUCUGUAGAGAAACCCUACAAAUGUGAGAUGUGUGACAACUGUUUUUCCUGUUCCUCAUACCUUAAAAGUCAUCAAAUGACCCCUUCUGGAGAAUACCCGUACAAGUGUGGGGAAUGUGGCAAAGCCUUUAGCAACCCUGGAAUCCUUACUCCACACAAGGUAGUUCAUACUGCGGAAAACCCUGCAAAUGUGAACAGUGUGACAAAGUGUAUUAUUCCUCUACAGCCCUUAAGAAACAUCAAAGAAGCCGGAUGGUGGUGGCUCACACCUUAAAUACCAUUCACUCUCUGUGAAUUUGAGGCCAGUCUGGUCUACAGAGUUCCAGGACAGCCUCCAAAAAAGCUACAGAGAAACCCUGUCUCGAAAAACCAAAAUAAAAUAUUUUUUUUAAAAAAGAACCAUCAAAGAAUUCAUUCUGAAGAGAAGACUUGGAUCAUGUGGAAAUAGGCAAAGUGUUUGGAAAGACUGCCCUCAACGGAUGAAUGCAUAGUGGAGUGAAGCUGUGCACAUGCACAAGAGACGAGUGUGGAGAGUGCUGUGCCACUUGGUCUACACUGUGUGCCAUCGGUAACGUUCAGACCAGAGAGAAACAAUCCGAAUGUGAAGGGGAUGACAAGGCUGCCAAAGGUUUCCAUAAUUUACACAUCACAAAAGUAUUCAUACUGAGCACUACACCUAAAAGUAUUCAUACUGAGCACUACACCUACAAAGACAGGGAUUGUGUCAAUCUUUGCUCUUCAAUCUCAGCUAAUACCCACUUGAGAUAAACGACACAC